Molecule: messenger RNA, 4564 nt
Organism: Notolabrus celidotus (New Zealand spotty)
Lineage: Eukaryota; Metazoa; Chordata; Actinopteri; Labriformes; Labridae
Gene: wdr47a
Product: WD repeat domain 47a
Exons: 17
Coding region: 403-3150 (915 amino acids)
Molecular function (GO): protein binding
Source: RefSeq, a predicted model, not a curated record
AUAAGGGAAGUCCCCUCCCUCACCCAUUGUUGUCCACGCCUCUGCUUUUGUCAUCAAUUUUAAGCUGUCUGAAAAACAUGUAUUUCUAUUAUUAUCAAUCUACAGAAUAUACUUGGCCCUAUGUAUUGCUGACAUGUUGCUGCUCCUGAUGUGAGGCGUCUGGAGGAUGUAGGGAGGCGGUGCUCCUGCAGGCAGCAGGCGGCAAGCAGGCAGGCAGGGCUGGGCAGCAGCAGCAGCAGAGCGCAGAGGAGCGGCGCAGAAAGAGACAGCAAGGAGGGGAGACAGACGGACAACACAACCACCAUACGAAGAGGUACCGUCGUGACAGCGUCUGUCCGCGGAACGGAAACACCCGGGGAGGACUGCGUUUUCAUGCAUUUGUAGAAACAGCCCGUCGUCACCAUGACAGCGGAGGAAACCAUCAAUGUGAAGGAGGUGGAGAUCAUCAAGGUGAUCCUGGACUUCCUCAACGCCAGGAAGUUGCACAUCAGCAUGUUGGCCCUGGAGAAGGAGAGCGGCGUCAUCAACGGGCUCUAUUCAGACGACAUGCUCUUCCUCAGGCAACUGGUUCUUGAUGGCCAAUGGGAUGAGGUCCUACAGUUCAUUCAGCCUCUGGAGUGUAUGGAUAAAUUUGACAGAAAAAGGUUUCGUUACAUCAUCCUGAAGCAGAAGUUUCUGGAGGCUCUGUGUGUGAAUAACGCCAUGUCUGCAGAGGAUGAGCCGCAGCAUCUUGAGUUCACCAUGCAGGAAGCAGUCAAGUGUCUCCACGCCCUGGAGGAGUUCUGUCCCACUAAAGAUGACUACAGCAAACUGUGUUUGCUCCUGACGCUGCCUCGCCUCACAAACCACGCUGAGUUCAAGGAUUGGAACCCGAGCACAGCCAGGGUGCAGUGCUUUGAGGAGGCCUGCACCAUGGUAGCAGAAUUCAUCCCUGCUGACAGGAAGCUGAGCGAGGCUGGAUUCAAGGCCAGCAGGGAUCGACUCUUCCAGCUGCUCCUCAAGGGAGUCCUCUAUGAGUGCUGUGUGGAGUUCUGCCAGAGCAAGGCGACAGGAGAGGAGAUCACAGAGAGCGAGGUGCUCCUGGGUGUUGAUAUGCUGUGCGGUAACGGCUGUGAUGACCUGGACUUGUCCCUGCUCUCCUGGAUGCAGAAUCUCGCCCACACCGUCUUCUCUUGCGCCUUCGAACAGAAACAACUUAACAUCCAUGUGGACCGCUUGGUGAAGCCUGCAAAGACCGGCUACGCUGACCUCCUCACCCCGCUCAUCAGCAAACUGUCUCCGUACCCUUCCUCCCCGCUGCGUCGCCCACAGUCCGCCGACACCUACAUGUCUCGCUCCUUGAACCCGGCGCUGGAUGGGUUGUCUUACGGGCUGUCUGGCCAGGAUAAAAGAGCGAGUGGUGGGGAUGUACCUCCAGGGAAAGGUAUCUCUCCCAUGUCUCACUCGUUUGCAAACUUCCACUACCCCGGAGCGGGAGGCCAGAAUCUGACCAGGAGUCUAAUGAUGGAGAGCUCAGACUGCCACAGCAUCUUUGAGGAAUCCCCUGAAACAUCAAGGACAGACACGCCUGUGGAUAAGAUGUUGAGUUCAGGUGGAGCUCAGACUCUGCGUCCUGACUCAGCCCCAGGCGAGGACGCUCCACCUGCUGGCACUGCUGACAAAAAUGAGCUUCGGGACUCAACAGAGAAGUAUGAGGAGUUCUAUCGGCAGCGUCUUCGAGUGCAGCAGCACCUGGAGCAGAAGCAGCAGCAGAGGCAAAUGUACCAGCAGAUGCUGCUGGAGGGCGGAGUCCAGCAGGAGCCUCCCCCCAGCGACAUGCAGCACAGCCUGACAGAGAAGUUCCUCAACAGAUCCAUCCAGAAGCUGGAGGAGCUCAAUGUGGGGAUGGAGAAUUUAGGGGAGGAGGUGAAGUCUCUGACACAGCAGUGUAAUGGAAAUGGGAACCCGCCUGCCUCUGAGGACAAUAACAACCCUCCGCCUGAAUCCCCCAAGGAGAGCAGGACCAUAGGGGGAGGGGUGCUAAGCAGCACCCCACAACACACAGUAGGGGGCCGCACAGUCCCACCCCCUAAUGAGUCCCCUGUCAUAUCCCAGAGUGGACAGAUAAACAAAGAUCAACAAGAAGACUCUCCUGGCAGCUUAACCAGAAGUAAAGAGGGUGAGAAGGAAAAAAGCCUGUUUGUACCGGUGCAUACGCUGGAAGACACUCAGGCUGUUCGAGCUGUUGCCUUUCACCCGUCUGGAUCCCUCUAUGCGGUGGGAUCGAACUCCAAAACUCUACGUGUCUGCGCUUAUCCAGAAAAUAUAGAUCCAAGCAGUUCAAGUCCAAUAAAGCAGCCAGUUGUCCGCUUCAAGAGGAACAAACACCACAAAGGAUCCAUUUACUGUGUAGCCUGGAGUCACUGUGGACAGCUUCUGGCGACAGGCUCAAAUGACAAAUAUGUCAAAGUCCUUCCUUUUAGUGCCGAGACAUGUAAUGCCACAGGCCCAGACCUGGAGUUCAGCAUGCAUGACGGCACCAUCAGAGACCUGGCCUUCAUGGAGGGUCCUGAAAGUGGAGGAGCCAUCUUGAUCAGCGCUGGAGCUGGAGACUGUAACAUCUACACCACCGACUGCCAGAGAGGGCAGGGUCUGCACGCCCUAAGCGGACACACAGGUCACAUUCUCUCACUGUACACGUGGGGAGGCUGGAUGAUUGCCUCAGGCUCACAAGACAAGACGGUGCGUUUCUGGGAUCUCAGGGUGCCCAGCUGUGUCCGAGUAGUGGGAACUGCUUUCCACGGCUCAGGCAGUCCUGUUGCUUCAGUAGCAGUUGAUCCAAGUGGCCGUCUCCUAGCAACAGGACAGGAAGACAGCGCAUGCAUGCUGUAUGAUAUCCGAGGAGGUCGAAUCGUGCAGGUGUACCGGCCUCACGGCAGCGACGUGCGAUCAGUCAGGUUCUCCCCAGGAGCACACUACCUGCUUACAGGAUCUUACGACACCAAGGUCAUGGUCAGCAACCUUCAAGGUGACCUGACGAAGCAGCUGCCUCAGACUGUGGUUGGAGAGCACGGAGACAAGGUGAUCCAGUGUCGAUGGCACACGCAGGACCUGUCCUUCCUCUCAUCUUCUGCUGACCGCACUGUCACACUCUGGACUCACAACCCUUAACACAAGCACACAAACAAACACACACACACACACACACACAAACACACAAAACCAGUCUCUAUAAUUUAAAAGACACACAUUCCCCCUAAAAUAACAAUCCUGCACUAUCAACACUGUCACACCCCUUUAACACACUUACAGCUGAAACACACACAUGUAGACACAAACAGGUGACUGAGCCUUCCCCUCCUGUCUUUAGGAAACCAAAUGGAUACAAGCCUGUGACACAUCAAAAGCACACACAUGCUGCAUGUUUUCUUUUCUCUCUACACCUCUCACAUCCUCUCACACUGGCUGAUCACCCACAGGUCAUUCAUUAUUCUCUCAUCAGUUCAUCCCUUCAUGUGCUUUCCACCUACAUCCUCACUCCUUCAACACACCUGUCAGUUACUGCAUGAAGAGGUUAGACAGGACAGAGUGCUUUGUUCAUGAUGGUGCCUUCCUUGAGUUUUCAUUACUAGAAAGGAAAAAAAAAACAACUAAAAAAACAAAAGAAAACAUGGUCAUUUUUUCAAGAUCAAAUUUUGUGAACUCAUUUUGAGAAGUCCUACAUUCCUCCUUCUUUGCAUAUCAUUUUCUUACGUCUGCUGCUAUUUUUUGGGACGAGAAGAAGAGUCGACUAUCUUGUGUAAAAUGUAAAAUUUUCAGUGUCAGUGGUGAAUUUUUCCCGUGAGGAGGCUUAAGUCUGUGGAAAUCCUAUCUGUCGAUCAGUCAGCUGUUGCCUUCCCUGUAGGAUGAUGUACUCAUGUCUAAUGUUACUGCAUUAACUACAACUCAAAAAAGUGUAAAUUUAUAGCUUGUGCAUUUGUUUCAAUUUGAAAUCGGUGUUGCCGCGCUGGAGCUGUUCAUGUCUUGCUACAGCUUGCUUGCAAUGAAAGGUUGUGAUUUUGUCGGCGUCGAAGGGAAAAACAAAGUGUAAUAAGUGGUUCAGAGCCCUGGCAUUUUUUCAGAGUUCAUAAUGCUUUGAUUGGUCUACUGCUGUUAUGAUUUAACACCAGUAGGGGGCGGUCUACGCUCAUAAGAAGGGUCUUAACGUGUGCACAAAGAGGACGGAUAGGUGUUUGGAUAUUUAUUCAGAAACAGUAUUCUGGGCAUAUGCAUUGUAUUCUUUUCUUGUAUUUGACAUUCGCACUUUGUCUUCUUACAUUGAUUUACUGACAAAAAAGCAUAUUUAAGUUUGUAUGUUAAUGUAUAGUGUAUAUUGUUUUAACAAAUAAGGCCAAACUAAUGCGUACAUAGAUGUAUUUAUUUCAGUUGUGUUUAUGUAUGUACAGUUAUUAUUAGUAUGUUUUCAAAAUGCUAGUGGCUCCUGUAUUUAGCCUUUCUAUUUCUUGUUUUUUAAAGUGACUUACUUAAAUUAAUUCAAGCUAACUCAAGUCUGCUGGUACGUUCAAUAAAGUGUCUUUUACACAAA